Scedosporium apiospermum is the source of this 4176-nucleotide messenger RNA. RefSeq names its product ABC transporter. Bases 1 to 4176 code for a protein of 1391 amino acids. NCBI's taxonomy places the organism in Eukaryota, Fungi, Ascomycota, Sordariomycetes, Microascales, Microascaceae. Gene Ontology annotation, molecular function: ABC-type transporter activity; ATP hydrolysis activity; ATP binding. Gene Ontology annotation, cellular component: membrane. The transcript has 3 exons. The record is from RefSeq and is a predicted model, not a curated record.
AUGGAGAGGCCUGCAUCUCCCGAGGGCGCCCGGCCCCAAAGCCACUAUUCCGCCCUCGAAGCCGAGAAAAUGGACCGCCCAAGCUCCGUCGCUACCUCCGCGGACCACCCGGCGCUGCGGGAGCCCACCACCCAGUACCGCCUUUCCAUCUCCGGCGCCACUCCCCUCUCCCUUGAUGACGUGCAAGCCGUCGAUAUCCAGAUCCGGGAUCUCUCCGUCGUCGUUGACACUUCGCCUUCGUGGCUCGAACCGGCCACUUACCCCCAGCUCUUCAAGGAGCGCAGCUUCUUCGGUCCGAAGAAGCCUGGCGACAAAACGUUACUCCAUGAUGUUAGCGCAUCGUUGGCACCGGGGUCGUUGACUGCUAUUAUCGGGGGGAGCGGCUCUGGGAAGACGACGUUGUUGAAUACGCUGGCCGAAAGGAUGUCAAGUCCGAGGUUGACGGAGGCGGGAGAAGUGACGUUUAAUGGGGUGAAAGGCGUGCAUUCAGCGAGGCAUGCGUACGUGAUGCAACAAGACGUAUUACUACCGUCGCUCACUGUUAGGGAGACCUUAGGGUACUCUGCCGAUUUGAGGUUGCCCGCUUCCACGACUUCCGAUGAGCGGAGAAAGGUCGUCGAGGAGGUUAUACUGGAGCUUGGGUUGAAGGAAUGCGCCGACACGAGGGUCGGUAGCACGCAGCAUAAGGGAUGCUCUGGCGGAGAAAAGAGACGGACGAGCAUCGGCGUACAGUUACUAGCGAAUCCCUCCGUUCUCUUCCUCGACGAGCCGACGACGGGUCUCGACGCCACCAGCGCCUUCCAACUCGUCAAGACGCUGAAGAGCCUGGCGCAAAAGGGCCGCACCGUCAUCACCACCAUCCACCAGCCGCGAUCUGAAAUCUGGGACCUCUUCGAUAACCUCAUCAUCUUGACCAAGGGAAGUCCCGUUUACUCGGGCCCCAUGAAGGAAUGCGCUCCGUGGUUCGAGAGCCAGGGCUUUAAGCUUCCGCCGUUUGUUAACCCUGCCGAGUACUUCAUCGACGUUGCCGCGAUCGAUAACCGGACGCCCGAGCUUGAGGCGGAGACCGUAGAAAGGGUGUCUAGGCUCAAGGCUGCGUGGGUGGAAGAAAGUUGUACGCGGUACGGCCCGAAUACUGCUGCGUCAGAGACGGAAGAAAAUGCUGGGCACCAUAAACGAAAGAGUUCUAAGGCCAAGAGAAAGAAGAAACAACACGCCACAUUCUUCAGACAGCUAGCCGUCCUAACCGAUCGUACAUUCAAAGUCACCUAUCGCGACCCGCUGGGCAUGCUCGCCGCCACACUGGAAGCCGUCCUCAUGGGUAUAGUCACAGGCUACAUCUUCUACAACCUCGGCAGUGACCAAUCCGGCAUCCGCUCACGUCAAGGCGCCCUAUACACGGCCGCCGGCCUCCAGGGCUACCUGAUGCUCAUGUUCGAAGUGUACCGGCUCACUAUCGACAUCCUGACCUUUGACCGCGAGCACAGCGAGGGCUGUGCCGACGUCGUACCCUUCCUGCUGUCCCGCCGCUUCGCUAGGAUGUUCACCGAGGACUUGCCCGUACCGUUCCUAUUUAGCGUCAUUUUCUUCUUCAUGGCUGGGUUCGAGAGGGACGCUGAGAAGUUCUUCAUCUUUUUUGCCAGUAUGGCUUGUGGGAUGUUCAUCCAGAGCAAUACUAUUCCGGUGUACGUGCGAUGGCUCAAAUGGAUCACAUAUACGUUCUAUGUCUUCGGUGCGUACUGCGGCAACGAGUUCCAAGGAAACUUCUACGAUUGUCCGUUUCCCGGAGGAAGAGAGAACCCCCUCUGCGUGUCGUACACUGGCGAGUACGUUAUGGAGUUUCUCGGAUUCCCGGAAAACUGGGUAGCCCGACCGAUCCUCAUCCUAGUCGCAUUCAUCGUCGCCCUCCUCGCCCUGUCCGCCGUGCUCCUCUACUUCGUCAAGGUGGAGAUGACAAUUGCGCGUGCCCGAACCUCCGAUACCGACCUGUCCGCCGGCAAAGAAAAGAUGAAGGCGAGCUCCAUCGCCGAGGUCCGCACCAUCGACGUCGGCCUCGACAGCUUUGCCCUCGAGCUCGACAAGCGGACUACCUAUGGCAAGAAACUGCCACGCAAGACGAUCCUGAACCCCGUGACGGCUACGUUCCAGGCUGGGACGCUAAACGUCAUCAUGGGCCCCUCUGGCAGCGGGAAGACAUCUCUGCUAAACGCCAUGGCGCUGAGACUGCAUAACACUGCCGGCACGAGGUACCUCCCCAGCGGCAAGCUCACGUUCAACUCGGCCGUGCCGUCACGGGCCGUGAUCCGUUCCGUUUGCUCCUACGUCUGCCAGGAUGACGAUGCGCUCCUCCCGUCACUGACGGUCCGCGAAACUCUCCACUUCGCCGCCGGCCUACGUCUUCCUUCCUGGAUGAGUAAAGAGGAGAAGAAGCGACGCGCUGAGGACGUCCUGCUCAAAAUGGGUCUCAAGGACUGCGCAGACAACCUCGUAGGCAGCGAUCUGAUAAAGGGCAUCUCAGGCGGCGAGAAGCGCCGCGUCUCCAUCGCCGUACAGGUGCUCACGGAUCCUCGCAUCCUGCUCCUUGAUGAGCCGACUUCGGGCCUAGACGCCUUCACGGCGAACUCUAUCAUGGAGGUGCUACAAGGUCUCGCAGCCGAGGGGCGCACGCUGGUUUUGACGAUUCACCAGGCCAGGAGCGACUUGUUUACGCAUUUCGGGAACCUGUUGCUCUUGGCGAGGGGAGGCGAAUGCGUGUAUACGGGGAGGGCGGGGGAGAUGUUGGGGUAUUUUAGGGGGUUUGGGUAUGAGUGCCCGAAGCAUACGAAUCCGGCGGAUUUCGUGAUGGAUCUUAUUAGUGUGGAUUUGAGGGAGGAGGAGAGGGAGAGGGAGAGUAGGGAGAAGGUGAGGCGUUUGAUAGAGGCCUGGAAGAGGAAUAUUGAGGAGAGUGAGAGGGCUGUAGUGGAUGAGGAGGGUGGAAAGAAAUUACCAAAUAUUGAAGAGACAGAAGAAGUCGCAGAUGAAAAGAAGGAGGAGAAGGGAAUCAAGGCCGAAGGCGAUGAGCACAAUGACUCGGCCCAGCCUUUACAAGAUGGAACUGUCACGGACGGUGAUAUAUCUGAGAAGGCCGAACAAUCAGAGCCCAAGAAUCUCGCCGAGGAAGACGCCAUAACCCCCAUCGCCCAAACCGAUAGUCACGAAAACAACACCAACCAUCUCACAAGAACAGUCUCCUCGAUCCCCCGCCGCUCUCUCAACAAAGCCACUCUUGCAACACCCGCCGAACUUGGCGCCCUCGUAACCAAACGCGCCUCCUUCGCCACAGCCCUCCCCAUCCUUCUCCACCGCGCCACGAUCAACUUCCGACGCCAACCCCAACUCCUAAUGGCGCGCACAAUGCAAGUCAUCGCGCUCGGCGCCGUCUUCGCACUCUUCUUCGCGCCCCUCGACAACGACUUCUACUCGGUCCAAAAUCGCAUGGGCUUCGUCCAAGAAGUCGGCGCCUUCUACUUCGUCGGCAUGCUCCAAAACGUCGCAGUGUACCCCGCCGAGCGCGACGUCUUCUACCGCGAGGACGACGACGGCGUUUAUGGUGUUGACGCCUUCAUGGCACAGUAUACGAUCCUCGAGGUCCCCUUCGAAAUCCUCAGUUGUCUCGUCUUCGGGGUGCUCGCCGACCUCGCCGUCGGAUUGCCGCGCACAGCUGAGAUGUACUUCAUCGCGACGUUUUCGUGCUUCGGUAUCGUCUCGUGCGGCGAGAGUCUGGGUAUCAUGUUCAACACGCUGUUCUCCUCGCACACGGGCUUCGCCGUCACGCUUACGUCCGUCGUGCUCUCAAUCGCAAACGCUAUGGCCGGCGUCCUAUCUACCAAUAUGCCGGCUUUGCUUAAUGCGAUGAACUACCUUUCCCCCGUGCGUUACGCCACGAGGGCGCUUGCGCCGUUUUCGCUGAAGGGGGUGGAGUUUGUUUGUGAUGAGGCGCAUAUGCUGGGUGGGAAGUGUAUUAUCGAGACCGGGGAGGACGUGCUUGAGUUAUAUCGGUUGGAUGUCGAUCCGGUGGUGAAUGUGGUGGCGUUGGCGGCUUGUGUGGUUGUUUAUAGGGUUUUGGCGUGGGGCUUGUUGAGGGCUGUUAGGGGGCGGUGGAGGGGGAGGAAGGUGAAGGAGGAGAAGAGGAAGUAG